This is a messenger RNA of Orussus abietinus, 1423 nucleotides long. Its product is annotated as innexin inx2-like. Gene Ontology annotation, biological process: phototransduction. Gene Ontology annotation, cellular component: plasma membrane; gap junction. Lineage: Eukaryota; Metazoa; Arthropoda; Insecta; Hymenoptera; Orussidae. Gene Ontology annotation, molecular function: gap junction channel activity. The record is from RefSeq and is a predicted model, not a curated record. The transcript has 5 exons. The coding region runs from base 198 to 1298 and encodes 366 amino acids.
UAAUUGUAAUGGUUUUGACUAGCGAAGUUUUUGGAGGUUAACUGACUUCGGUGGUGGGUUACCGGAAGCGGUGGGAUUUUCAAUUGUUCCGAAGUUGCCGGUAAACCCAUUGUCUUGUCUUUGGUUACAAUUUGCAAAGUUUGAUCAGGAAAGGAUUAUUUUAGAUUUCGAAGAGUCAUAGUGGACGGAAAUCGAAGAUGUUCGAUCUUUUUUCGCCGGUUCGUGAUUUGCUGAUUACGAAUGACAUCGUCAGAAUCGACAACGUCGUUUUCAAGUUGCAUUGUCGUGUAACCGUUUUAUUACUGACAGUGUGCGCAAUUCUGGUAACUGCGAAACAAUAUUUUGGCGAGCCAAUCUCCUGCAUGGCGGAUGAGUCUAUAGCUAAGGAACCGAUUAACGCUUAUUGCUGGAUAUACAGUACCUUCACCGUGUCUCGCCACCUAAAAGGAAUUCCUGGACGUUCAGUAGCGAGUCCCGGAGUUGGCCAAGCUUUGGAGAACGAUGAGAUUCAUUAUCAUCGAUACUACCAGUGGGUCUGCUUUGUUCUGGGGAUUCAAGCUGUGGUUUUUUACAUCCCUCGAGCUUUAUGGGGCAUGUGGGAAGGCGGCUUAGUCGCAAUGCUGUCGAUUGACCUCUCCUCUCCAUUUUUGGGGACCGCGUGGACUCCUGAACGCAAAACGCAGCUUGUAGAUUACUUAACCAAAACAAAUUUGCAUACUCAUAACCUCUACGCUAUUCGCUAUUUCUUCUGCGAGCUGAUGAACCUAAUCAACACGGUUGGACAGAUCUACCUGUUGAACGAGUUCCUAGAAGGACAAUUCACGAAUUAUGGAUCUGCUGUGACCGGGUUCGCCAUGGAAACGAGACCAUACCAGAGAGUGGACCCGAUGGCUCGUUUGUUCCCAAAAGUGACCAAAUGCACAAUACACACCUUUGGCGCGGGAGGAUCUGCGCAAACGCACGACGCACUUUGUAUUCUGUCACUCAAUGUCGUCAAUGAAAAGGUCUUUGUCCUCAUCUGGUUUUGGUUCAUAUUCCUGGCAGGUGUCGGAGCAUUGGCGGUGCUCUACAGGAUAAUCGUCUUCUCUCAGCCAUGGACCAGAAUAUAUUUGUUGCGAGCAAAUGCAAGAUCAAUAAAAGGAGUGAAAGUAUCCAGAGUCGUACGAGAAUUGCAUUUCGGAGAUUGGUUUUUGCUUCAGCAGUUGGCUCGUAACGUGAAUCCCAUUGUCUUCGGAGAAUUAAUCGAAGAACUGGACACAUUCUUUACCUCCAAAAAGCCCGAUGAGCUAACAACGUAAAACUUGGCUUUUACUGGAAAGAUUAAGGUGAUACGAAAGGGUCAUUCUAUAUAUAUAAAUCGUCAAAGUAUUUAUAAAACUUCUCCAAACUGGAUUCACUGAAUCAAUUGAAAUUUCAGCACGUA